UAAUCAAUAAAGUUGUCCACACGACAUGAACACAACCAAACCACCAAGCUAUUUAGCUAUAAAAUGUAGAGGACUUCCACAAUUUAAUGUAUCCUGCAACAUAUCUCCAUAUAUCAUUACUAUUCUCCAGCCUUUGUGCGCUUUAUCCUCACUUUGCUCCAUUCAUUCAUAAAAGGUAUUGCUCAUUUGAAUCCUUCGUAUUUUACUGCUUUUAUUUGAUCUCUAUUACUACAUUGUCAAUUCCUUGCUUUCCUACACAUAUCAUCUUUACAGUGAACUUUUUUCCCUCCCUGAGCCAAUGGCUACAAUUCUCCCACCAAAGUUGGAGAGCAUAUGCAUUGAGACUUUACUUCACGUACCAGAAAUACUCAGCCAAGCCAACAAGAGAUGGCACUCUGCUUUUGUGACCAUUUAUUGUUCUAGAACCAUACUUUCUUUUUUUACAGAAUCUCUAUCCAGAAAGAAAAAUACUAAGAUUUCAUGCUGUCCUUCCACCACAAAGGAUCUCAGACCAAGCAAUAGCUUCCAAAUUGAUCGUACAAGUCUUAUUGAACUUGUGAUGGAGAACAAUGUUGACAACCUUCAUUCUCUAGCAGAGAAGCAAAAUGUUGACGUUUCACGCUCUCCAUCUUUCAACAUUAUGAAUCUCAAACCUCUCGCUGAACUUGUGAAAGAGAAAAGUAUUCACAAAUUCCAUUCUCUACACGGAAACAAAAAUCCUGAGCUUUCUCACUGUCCAUCUUUCACCAUUGUGGAUCUCAUACCUGACAAAAGGUUCAAAAUUGAUCAAAAUUGUCUCAUUCAACUUGUGAAAGAGAAAAAUGUUGACUGGCUCCAAAAAUUUGGAGGGGUUGAUGCAGUGGCAUCAAGUCUUCAUACCAAUGCUGAAUUGGGUAUUGAAGGCGAUGUUGAAGAUAUUGCACUCCGACACGAGGCAUUCGGCUCCAACACAUAUAAAAGACCGCCUACAAAGAGCUUCUUCCAUUUCAUGGUGGAAGCCUUCAAGGAUCUUACAAUUUUCAUCCUCUUAGGCUGUGCAACACUUUCUCUUGCGUUUGGCAUUAAAGAACACGGAAUCAAAGAAGGUUGGUAUGAUGGUGGAAGCAUAUUUGUUGCUAUAUUUCUUGUCAUUGCUGUUUCUGCCAUAAGCAACUUUAAGCAAAACAGACAGUUUGACAAAUUAUCCAAAGUCAGCAACAAUAUCCAAGUUGAUGUUGUGAGAGCCGCACGGCGUCAACAGAUUUCAGUAUUUAAAAUUGUGGUUGGAGAUGUUGUUUGCUUAAAGAUUGGAGAUCAAGUUCCAGCUGACGGCCUAUUCUUAGACGGGCACUCAUUGCAAGUGGAUGAAUCUAGCAUGACAGGGGAGAGUGACCAAGUAGAAGUAAAUUGCAGUCAUCCAUUUUUGGUUUCAGGUACUAAGGUGGCUGAUGGCUAUGCACGGAUGCUUGUCACUUCAGUUGGCAUGAACACAACUUGGGGAGAGAUGAUGAGCUCAAUCAGCCGUGACACAAGCGAACAAACACCUUUACAAGCUCGCCUCAACAAGUUAACCUCAUCAAUCGGUAAAGUUGGUUUGCUAGUCGCUUUCCUAGUUCUCGUAGUCUUGUUGGUUCGCUACUUCACAGGAAAUACAACAGAUGACAAUGGAAAUAAGGAGUUCAAUGGUAACAAGACCAAGGUUGAUGACAUAGUGAAUGCUGUGGUGGGGAUUGUCGCUGCUGCUGUUACUAUAGUUGUGGUUGCAAUUCCCGAAGGUUUGCCACUGGCAGUUACACUCACACUUGCUUAUUCCAUGAAGAGAAUGAUGGUUGAUCAAGCAAUGGUGCGGAAGCUCUCUGCUUGUGAGACCAUGGGCUCUGCCACCACCAUUUGUACUGAUAAAACAGGCACUCUCACACUCAACCAAAUGAAGGUGACAAAGUUUUGGCUGGGGAAAGAAACUUUUGCAGCUAUAGCUGGUUCUUACUCAUCAAUUGCUCCAUAUGUUCUCAAAUUGGUCCAGGAAGGAGUUGCUUUAAACACAACUGGUAGUGUAUACAUGCCUAAUUCAGGAUCUGAAAUCGAGUUUUCAGGUAGUCCCACUGAAAAAGCAAUUCUUUCAUGGGCUGUUUUGGACCUAAACAUGGAAAUGGAGCAAUUGAUGCAAAGUUGUACGAUUCUUUAUGUUGAAGCAUUCAAUUCCCAGAAGAAACGAAGUGGAGUCCUUAUGAGGAGAAAAGCAGACAACACAAUCCAGGUACACUGGAAAGGUGCAGCAGAGAUGAUAUUGAAGAUGUGCUCAAGUUACUAUGAUGCUUCUGGAAUUGUAAAAGAUCUUGAUGAUGCUGAAAAGAUCAAAUUUGAGCAAAUUAUUCAAGGUAUGGCAGCUAGCAGCCUCCGAUGCAUUGCAUUUGCACAUAAGCAGGUUUCAGAAGAAUAUCAAGGAAAUAAAAGGCUAGAAGAAGAUGGUUUGACCCUAUUAGGACUUGUGGGACUUAAGGACCCAUGUCGUCCAGGGGUGAAGAAAGCUGUGGAAGAUUGCCAAUAUGCCGGUGUGAACAUUAAAAUGAUCACGGGAGACAAUGUUUUCACAGCAAAAGCUAUAGCCACCGAAUGUGGGAUACUCAGGCUUGGUCAAGACAUGGUCAGUGGAGCAGUAGUCGAAGGUAUGGAAUUCAGAAACUACACGCCAGAAGAAAGAUUGGAGAAAGUUGAUAAAAUUUGUGUGAUGGCAAGGUCUUCUCCCUUUGACAAACUUUUGAUGGUAGAGUGCUUGAAACAAAAAGGCCAUGUGGUUGCAGUUACUGGUGAUGGCACAAACGAUGCACCAGCACUAAAAGAAGCUGAUAUAGGACUUUCGAUGGGGAUUCAAGGCACCGAGGUGGCCAAGGAAAGCUCAGACAUUGUCAUUUUGGAUGAUAAUUUUGCUUCAGUGGCCACAGUUCUAAAGUGGGGAAGAUGUGUCUAUAACAACAUCCAGAAGUUCAUCCAAUUUCAACUUACCGUAAAUGUUGCUGCUCUCGUGAUCAACUUUGUGGCAGCAGUUUCAGCUGGUGAAGUCCCUUUAACAGCAGUGCAAUUAUUGUGGGUGAACUUGAUUAUGGAUACGUUGGGUGCUCUCGCUCUUGCGACUGAGCAACCCACCAAGGAGCUCAUGGAUAAACCACCUGUGGGCCGGACUGCACCACUUAUCACCAACAUUAUGUGGAGAAACCUCUUAGCCCAAGCUUCGUAUCAAAUAAUCGUCCUCUUGACCCUUCAGUUCAAAGGUGAAUCAAUCUUUGGUGUGACGGAGAAGGUAAAUGACACCUUAAUCUUUAAUACUUUUGUUCUUUGCCAAGUCUUCAAUGAAUUUAAUGCACGGAAGCUUGAGAAGAAGAACGUCUUCAAGGGGAUACACAAGAAUAGAUUGUUUUUAGGGAUCAUCGUGAUAACCAUUGUUCUUCAGGUAGUCAUGGUAGAGUUUCUAAAGAAGUUUGCAGAUACAGAAAGGUUGAAUUGGUUGCAAUGGGGUGCAUGCAUUGGAAUCUCAGCACUAUCUUGGCCAAUUGGUUGGAUCGUCAAGGGGAUACCUGUUCCACAAAGACCAUUUCUUAGCUACCUAAAGAUGAAAAAGAUAUGAUCAUGGGCUUUUCUUCAAUACUUCUUAUUGUUAACUCUAUCGGUUCCAGUAUUUGGUAUUUUAUUAUAAUUAUU
This is a messenger RNA of Corylus avellana, 3675 nucleotides long. Lineage: Eukaryota; Viridiplantae; Streptophyta; Magnoliopsida; Fagales; Betulaceae. The record is from RefSeq and is a predicted model, not a curated record.